ACAGACAUGGCCGGCGAGGGAGAUCAGCAGGACGCUGCGAACAACAUGGGCAAUCAUUUGCCGCUCCUGCCCGCAGAGGAUGAGGAAGAAGAUGAAAUUGAAAUGGAAGUUGAAGACCAGGAUAGCAAAGAACCCAAGAAACCAAACAUCAUAAAUUUUGACACUAGUCUUCCGACAUCACAUACAUAUCUGGGCUCUGAUAUGGAGGAAUUUCAUGGCAGGACUUUGCACGAUGACGACAGCUGCCCGGUGAUUCCAGUUCUGCCCCAGGUGAUGAUGAUCCUGAUACCCGGGCAGACCUUACCUCUUCAGCUUUUCAGUCCCCAAGAAGUCAGUAUGGUGCGGAAUUUAAUUCAGAAGGAUAGAACCUUUGCGGUGCUUGCAUACAGUAACGUACAGGAAAGGGAAGCACAGUUUGGAACAACAGCAGAGAUAUACGCCUAUCGAGAAGAACAGGAUUUUGGAAUUGAGAUUGUGAAAGUGAAAGCAAUCGGAAGACAAAGAUUCAAAGUCCUCGAGCUCAGGACACAGUCAGACGGAAUCCAGCAAGCUAAAGUGCAAAUUCUUCCUGAGUGUGUGUUGCCUUCAACCAUGUCUGCAGUUCAGUUAGAAUCCCUCAAUAAGUGCCAGAUAGUUCCUUCGAAACCUGUCUCACGGGAAGACCAGUGUUCAUAUAAAUGGUGGCAGAAAUACCAGAAGAGAAAGUUUCAUUGUGCAAAUUUGACUUCAUGGCCUCGCUGGCUGUAUUCCUUAUAUGAUGCUGAAACCUUAAUGGAGAGAAUCAAGAGACAGCUACACGAAUGGGAUGAAAAUCUGAAAGAGGAUUCUCUUCCUUCAAAUCCAAUAGAUUUUUCUUACAGAGUAGCUGCUUGUCUUCCUAUUGAUGAUGUAUUAAGAAUUCAGCUCCUUAAAAUUGGUAGUGCGAUCCAACGACUUCGCUGUGAACUAGACAUUAUGAAUAAAUGUACGUCUCUUUGCUGUAAACAAUGUCAAGAAACAGAAAUAACAACCAAAAAUGAAAUAUUCAGUUUAUCCUUAUGUGGGCCGAUGGCAGCUUAUGUGAAUCCUCACGGAUACGUGCAUGAGACGCUUACCGUGUAUAAGGCUUGCAACUUGAAUCUGAUCGGCCGGCCUUCUACAGAGCACAGCUGGUUUCCUGGGUUCGCCUGGACCAUUGCCCAGUGCAGGAUCUGUGCAAGCCAUGUUGGAUGGAAAUUUACAGCCACCAAAAAAGACAUGUUACCUCAAAAAUUCUGGGGUUUGACUCGAUCUGCUCUGCUGCCCACGAUCCCAGACACUGAAGAUGACAUAAGCCCAGACAAAAUAAUACUCUGCUUAUAAACGAAUACGGUAGGGAUAAGGUUCCUUAGCAAAAUCGGUAUUCUAACAUCAGGUCUGCUUUGGAAAUUACUGCUUUUGAUGCAUACCUAAGUAAAAAGCGACAUUACAUGGAAGGUUGCAGUUUCUUAGUCAAACAAACAACAGUAUUUGAAGAUUUAGACUAAAAUACACUAUUGAAGAGGAUGAAAAGCAGUCUAGAAUACUUGGUUUUGGGAGUUACCUACUUGAGGAGCUUGGUGCUCUUAUUCUGUGGGAUCUGAUAGGACAUGAAGACAUCUGUGAAACUGGUGAGAGUAUUAUUUCCUGCACAAAACAUACCUGAAAUUCCUAUAAAUUCUUAUAAUGUGAGGGUUCCUCAUUUGAUCCUGACACAUGGAACAGAAUGGCACGUUUGUAUCAAUGCUCCAAACAAACAGCAGAAGUUUCCAAAAGCUAGGGUGCCAAGCACUAGUACUGUUCCUUUUUGAAAGAGGCAAGGCAGUGUGUAUUAUUUUAAAAGGGCUUUGUUCUUUCUGAUUUUCUUUAAUACUUUCAAAAUUUACAAAUCAGUAUCUCAGAGAAACUAAAGUACACAGUUUGAGCCCCAAAAUAAAAGUUCUCCUUUCCUAACAUGUUUGUUAGUGAAAAUAGUAUUUUGUGUAUUUGCUCAGUGUUUGGUUAUUCUGUUCCAAAUCAUUUGAACCUAGACUACUGUGGAACACAGAUGUUAAAACACGUCCCCUUCCUACAAGUGAGAUGUGCUAAUGUAUUUUAUAGGCUAUUUUGUUCAAUGUAAACUAAAGAAACUCUGUAAGUAAACUGUAAGAGCAAAACUAAAUUAAACAUGUUCUUUGUUUAAAUAAUGUAAAAUAUCUACUCAUAAGCAGAUAAUCUAGGUGUAAGAAAUAAUUCUUAAGAUAAAGUUUUGGACAGACUGAUUUGCCACCUACCUCUUUGCUUAUACAUUCAAGGGGUUUAUUGGAUCCUUUUACAUUUGCAUAAUUUUGAUGUUCCGUCACUGCUUUACAUAAUUCAUUGGGAAAAGUUCAGCUAAUCAGGUACGAUGGAUGCGGCCAAAAACGGACUGUUAAAUUUCUCAUGUUUGAAUUUGUCAAUAUUUUCUUUUUCCAAACAUGCAAUGGUUUUGACUGCCUAGCCUGGAAUCCGCAACUGAGUAUAAGGUUGCACAUUUAUGUAAAAAGAGAGUAAAUGAAAAGCAACUCAAGGACGCUGUCGGUUUUUUAGCACGUGCCCCUUCUGUAUUCGAUAUGCCUAACCUUUACUUUGUUACAACUAAUAAUAACCUUGGGUUUUUAA
Messenger RNA from Eubalaena glacialis (North Atlantic right whale), 2637 nucleotides. RefSeq names its product cereblon (gene CRBN). NCBI's taxonomy places the organism in Eukaryota, Metazoa, Chordata, Mammalia, Artiodactyla, Balaenidae. The record is from RefSeq and is a predicted model, not a curated record. Gene Ontology annotation, cellular component: Cul4A-RING E3 ubiquitin ligase complex. The coding region runs from base 7 to 1341 and encodes 444 amino acids. Gene Ontology annotation, biological process: protein ubiquitination. The transcript is spliced from 11 exons.